Messenger RNA from Emys orbicularis (European pond turtle), 570 nucleotides. It is a transcript of the gene TP53I11, whose product is annotated as tumor protein p53 inducible protein 11. The coding region runs from base 1 to 570 and encodes 189 amino acids. The transcript has 6 exons. NCBI's taxonomy places the organism in Eukaryota, Metazoa, Chordata, Testudines, Emydidae. The record is from RefSeq and is a predicted model, not a curated record.
AUGGCAACCAAGCAACCCCCACCUCUAAUGAAGAAGCAUAGCCAGACGGACCUGGUGAGCCGACUCAAGACACGGAAGAUCUUGGGAGUUGGAGGGGAAGAUGAUGAUGGGGAAGUUCAUAGGUCUAAGAUCAGUCAAGUGCUGGGAAAUGAAAUAAAAUUUGCUGUGCGGGAACCCUUGGGGCUCAGGGUCUGGCAGUUCGUCUCUGCCAUCAUAUUUUCUGGGGUCGCCAUCAUGGCUCUCACUUUCCCUGAUCAGCUCUAUGAUGCCAUCUUUGAAGAAGAAUCCGUCAACAGCAAGACUCCUAUCAGGCUGUACGGAGGAGCCCUCCUCAGUCUCUCCCUUAUCAUGUGGAAUGCCCUGUACACAUCUGAGAAGGUCAUCAUCCGUUGGACCCUGCUGACAGAAGCCUGUUACUUUGGGGUGCAGUUCCUAGUUACCACCAUCACCCUUGUUGAGAGUGGCCGGAUAUCCACAGGUGCCAUGCUCCUCCUCACCAGCCGGAUCCUCUUCACCCUUAUCACCGUUUACUAUUAUUACCAAGUUGGACGGCGACCCAAGAAAGUCUAA